GGUGUUUACUUUUGCAAAUUUAGCUUUCUUACUGGGUUUAGAAUGUAAUGGUAAUUCAGUUCCUACUUCAGGGAAUUGUUGUCAUGAUUGUGAUUAUAGUUGUGUUAAUUGUGUGGCUAAUUGUUAG
This is a messenger RNA of Dentiscutata heterogama, 127 nucleotides long. NCBI's taxonomy places the organism in Eukaryota, Fungi, Glomeromycota, Glomeromycetes, Diversisporales, Gigasporaceae. The record is from the annotation of a GenBank genome assembly.